AAUCAAAAGAAGCAACAAAGAAAAAAUAAGAAGUUUUUACAUAAGGAUAUCUAAUAAAAGCAAAAGAGUGGAAACGGAAAUUUUAUGGCUGUUAAAGCCGAAUAUGCUUAUCUCCUUGAAUUUAUCUCGUAAGAUUUACAAAAAACAGAAAGAAAAAACUACAACGAGUAUAACAAAAGACUAUUAACUAUUAUAAGAACAUUUCCUAUCUACUAACAUGAAGAACGCUAAGAAUAUCAACACAUAUCUUACAUUCACUAUUUUCUUAUUACAUGCUUUUCAUUCCGUAAGAUGUUUACAUUUGAUACAUGUUGAGAUACCUGAAUAUGUUGACAUUCGUGAUGUGGUCACACUUAGCUGCUCUUACAACAUGGGACGCGAUAAACUCAACUCUAUAAAAUGGUAUAAAGACAAACAAGAGUUCUUCAGAUACGCUCCAAUGAUGGAUCAGCAAAUAUCAACAUGGACAGUUGAUGGUGUCAAUUUAUACAAGGAGCAUCCUUUUAGAUGUAACAAACAAGCA
Molecule: messenger RNA, 523 nt
Organism: Clunio marinus
Lineage: Eukaryota; Metazoa; Arthropoda; Insecta; Diptera; Chironomidae
Source: the annotation of a GenBank genome assembly